This is a messenger RNA of Sclerotinia sclerotiorum 1980 UF-70, 1134 nucleotides long. RefSeq lists its product with no specific name. The record is from RefSeq and is a predicted model, not a curated record. Lineage: Eukaryota; Fungi; Ascomycota; Leotiomycetes; Helotiales; Sclerotiniaceae. The coding region runs from base 1 to 1134 and encodes 377 amino acids. The transcript is spliced from 2 exons.
AUGCAUAUCUUUGUUAAGGCGGACGAGGCAGAUAACGUUAAAUGGACAUCUCGUUACCCCAUGUUUGAGAGCCUGGCAGCUGAACAACGCAUGCUUGGUGUUACACAGCCUAGGGAAUUAUCCGACUACCGCCAUCUAUCUUCUCGUGACUAUUGGACUAGUAGUAGGCUAGUAGCGCUAAGUCGAUGGUCUACACUACUAAGCCUGACGGCGUUAAAAGACUACGGUACUUUCAAUCAGAACUUGACUCAACGUACCGGCCUUCGGCAAGGAAAAGCAGAUACUUGCCCAAUCCCCACUCAAAUCUUCAUCACCUCGAUCACUCUCAAAAAUAUCACAUUUUUGGAAUCACUCAUCACCAUGGAUUCCAAACUUCCAACAUACGAGGAUGAAAAUGGACCAGCUCCUCCAUCAUAUCUCGACUCCUUAUCAUCAGCAUCUCCUAAAACAUCCAAGAUAUCGGGCCCAUCAACGUCUAAAUCAACAUCCUACGGUUCGCAAAUCCAAUCCCAGCUCAACAAUCUCAGCACACAAUUCAGCUCGCUUCAGACCCAAAAGUCUCUCCUCGCGCACGCCCAAGAAGAGAAAAUUCUCUCUCUUCUCACAACUCAAAUCCAAAUCUACCUAUCCGGAUUCGCAAACACUGGUUUAAGAAAAGGCACAUUAAUUUUGAUACCAGCACAAUGUCUUCAGAACGAAAAGGCACAACCACUUGAAUUUGAUCAGGAAGAUAAAAGUACAUAUGAUGUAUUUGUGGAAGUAGGAGAUAAAGAAAGUCUUAACGGUGGGACAUGGUUCUGGGAAGAUGAGGAAAUGGCAGAACGAUUGGCUGCGGCGUUGAAACCAAGUACGGAAUUACCUUCUAGGGAGACCGUUACGCAAAAGGGUUCUAAUGCUGGAGUACUCAGUCAAGGAGUAAACAGAUUUUGGAAAAAGAAAUCGAGCUUGAAGAAUGUGGAAACUCCUGUGUUGGUUGAGGAUAUGAAGGUUAGUUCUGCUGUUGUGGAGCCAAGGGAUAAGGUACACAUGGAAGUUAAGGCUGAUGAGGUUGUUUUUGAAUAUGAGAAUACUUUUGGUCUUUUGGAAACUCAACGGGGAUAUGGGGUUGUACUUUCCUUUGAAAUUCUGAAUUAA